Molecule: messenger RNA, 1963 nt
Organism: Poecilia latipinna (sailfin molly)
Lineage: Eukaryota; Metazoa; Chordata; Actinopteri; Cyprinodontiformes; Poeciliidae
Gene: lrtm1
Product: leucine rich repeats and transmembrane domains 1
Exons: 4
Coding region: 547-1683 (378 amino acids)
Molecular function (GO): protein binding
Source: RefSeq, a predicted model, not a curated record
GUGAGGGGUGACGAGUGAGCAAAACAGAGAGAAAGACAGACAGGGCCAAGUGCUGAUUUGGUGUCAAUAGAACAACAAAUUCUAGUCAUGAGAAAUGGCAACGUACUAAGAACAGCAAACACUAUGAACAAAAUCAUUCAGGAAGCCAUGUGAGGAUUUGGGAGAUAGUAAGAGAGCAACAAAAGGAGAGAUAGAGAGAGCAAGAGAGAUAGACAAGAAGAGAGCGAGGGAGAGAGAGGAAGAGCUCCGAACUCGAGUGAUUUCCAGACUGGCUGGCAGUGAGCUAGCGCUCUGAUCUGCCUGCUCUGAUGGGGUUUCAUGCCCUCGCAGGCACUGCUGGGAAACCUGAGGGCAACGCUGGUUUCUCCCGCUUUUCUUUUUGCUCUCCAAUUCCCACCCAUUGACCAGACCAACCGAAUGAGAGCCGGGACCAGACGAUCUCAAUCUCAAUGACGACAAAUGGACCCUACACCAUUGAGACUCACUGCAAUACCAAAAGGGAGCUAAAAGAACCCUGAACACAACACGGCCCAGAAACUGGCAGAAAUGAGAGUGAUUUUGGUGUGUGCACUCCUCUCCUCCCUGCCUUUGUCACAUGCCUGUCCAAAGGAGUGCAGCUGCAACAGCAACACUAAAGUGGUGGACUGUCGGGGUCGAGGCCUCUAUGACAUCCCUCGGAGACUACAUCCAGACACACAGGAACUGUAUCUUCAAGAUAACCGUAUCAGGGGACUAGGAUCGGUGGCUUUCAGGGAAAUACCUCUUGUCCGCAUUCUCGAUCUGUCUAAUAACUCUAUAACAUCUAUUUCACCAACUGCUCUGCAAGGUCUGAGGACUCUGCAGCGCCUCAGUCUGGCAUACAACGGCAUCAGAGACCUUGACAAACGGCUGCUUGGGCCUAUUCGCUCACUUUCCCAUCUUGACCUCUCACACAACAGUCUGUGGGGUUUGCCAGGAGUCAUGGGAGACAGUCUGAAAAACCUCAGCUACCUGGGCUUAGCAAACAACAGACUAACAAGAUUGGAUCGCUCGCUGUUGGACACCAUGACCCACCUGGACAGCAUAACGCUACGAAACAACCCCUGGAGGUGUGACUGCCAGCUUAUUGGCCUCAAACUCUGGCUGGAGACCUACCUCUUUAAAGGUGGAGUUGUGGAUGAAGUUCUUUGCGCUCAACCAGAAGAAAAGAAGGACAAAGACUUGCAAAAAAUUCCUUAUCAGCUGUUCCAUGCCUGUAUGACCACAAGCUACCAUUACCUGUUUGCCAACAUACACCACCUAGAGUCUGAGAAGCUACUGAGAGGCCACGUCCAUGGCAACCAUGCCCAUCCCUCCAGCCACUCUCUCCAUGUCCCCAUGGCGAUAGGUGAGGGUUUUGGUGUUGGAGGUGGAGCGGGAGCAGGAGGAGGAGGAGGGGCAGGAGGCAUGGCAGAGUGUGAAACUAAGCAGAAGCAUCGACCUGUCAACCUCCGCCAUGCCAUUGCCACAGUGAUCAUCACAGGUGUUGUGUGUGGGAUUGUGUGUCUGAUGAUGCUGGCUGCAGCAGUGUAUGGAUGUGCUUAUGCGGCAAUCAUGGCCAAAUAUCAGCGAGAGUUGAAGAAGAAUGAGGAGCUGGCUGCAGCACAGGGGGCCGAUCAUGCUACUGCAGAUGAAAAGGAACCACUGGAAAAUGCUAUUGCCUAAGAGGUGGUAAAGUUUUCCCUGGACUCUAUAAGCCUCUUCCCUUUAACCUAAUUAUCUCUGGAUGCCAUGUUUGGGUUUGUACAUGUGUGCAAAGAGUGAGAAUUUUUUUUUUUUUAAUUUUUGCAUAAAUGUACCUAACAUUUGAGACUCGGGUAGCUACAUUUCACAGGUAUUUGACUAUGCACUGAUAAGAAGACUAUCUUCCACUUUAAGCAGAUUUCAGAAGCUGAAUUCAACAAUAUACAUUUUGUUUUAUCUAAAAAAAAAAAAAAGAAAAAAA